CUAGUCACUCACCAAAAUGGGGGUACGAUAGGGUGUAUUUUUUUAUCAAGUCGCAAGACAUAAAAGAACAGUGAAUUGUGCUAUUUAACAGGGUUUUAACAAUUAAGAUGAGACUAAUAAAUGCCACAUAAAAUAUCAUCGCAUCGGUUAUCGUUUAUCACUUGCGUCGUCGUUGAAGAGACGCAACGCUUCGUUCUUUCUCUGUUAUAUUUUCGAUUUGACAUUUAACAAAAUCAAUAUACUUUUCCAUUAAAAUAUUUAUAUCAUCGUCACUAUUUUACGUUUUGAUAUUUCGUCGUUGUCGUUCGUUAUGUCCGGAGAUCAUAAAGCUGGAAUUAAAUACCCUUCGGAGUACGUUAAGCUCAAUAUCGGCGGUUCCCUACACUAUACAACUUUAGGUACACUUCAAAAACAUGACACUAUGUUACGUGCUAUGUUUAGUGGCCGCAUGGAAAUUCUAACAGAUCCUGAAGGAUGGAUUUUGAUAGAUAGGUGUGGAAAACAUUUUGGUACAAUUUUAAAUUUCUUAAGAGACGGUUCAGUCCCCUUACCAGAAAGCACAAAAGAAAUGGCAGAGUUACUAGCAGAAGCAAAGUAUUAUUGUAUUACCGAAUUAGCUGAAUCGUGUGAACAAGCUCUUCUCCGAAAAGAAAGGGAAGCAGAACCUAUUUGUAGGGUUCCACUCAUUACAUCCCAAAAGGAAGAGCAGUUGUUAAUUAGCAGUACUACUAAGCCAGUGGUAAAGCUGCUUAUUAAUAGGCAUAAUAAUAAAUAUUCAUAUACAAGUACAUCAGAUGACAAUCUGUUAAAAAACAUUGAAUUGUUUGACAAAAUGUCACUUAGAUUCAGUGGUAGAGUAUUAUUUAUUAAAGAUGUGAUUGGAUCCAGUGAAAUUUGUUGUUGGACAUUUUAUGGUCAUGGCCGUAAAGUUGCAGAAGUUUGCUGUCACUCUAUUGUUUAUGCAACUGACAAGAAACAUACAAAGGUUGAGUUUCCAGAGGCCAGAAUUUAUGAAGAGACAUUAAAUAUCUUAUUAUAUGAACACCGAAAUGGUCCAGACCAAGAAUUAAUGCAAGCAACAUCGUCACGUGGUGCAGUUAGUGGUGCACCACCUUGUACAUCAGAUGAAGAAGAGGGUGAGCGUUCAGGCUUGGCUCGCCUUCGCUCCAACAAACAAAACACCAACUGACCCAACCUUGCCCUUUUUACCCCUCCUAAUCCAGCGACUCUUAGCGUCGUUCGAGUCCUCGCCCUUAAGACGCGAGCCAAUAUAAAAUAGGGUGUAUGAAAGAGGAACAAGCGCAAAUUUCAUACAUAUAUGCAUAUAUAUACAUGUAUACAUGAAUAUGCAUAUAUAUGUAUGUGCGUCUCUUUCUCUCUCUCUGUCUAUAUUUCUAUUUCUAUCUUUCAUGCAAAAACUAAUGAACAACGUCGUUAAAAUUGGUUGUACGUACAAUGAACUACAUACCACUAAGUUUCACAUCACAGUCUUAUAUUUGCUUGGUAUUAUAUCUACAUAUCCUAAUUAUUUCUCAUAUCUGAAAUCAUUUGCAGAUAUUUUGAUUUUGAACGGAAUGACAAAUUCGUCUUGGAUUUAUUCAUACUUAUACUAUAAGGAAUAUUAUUAUAAAAGGAAAAAAUAUAUAAGGACACGAUUUCUAUUUCUUAUUUUCGCAUCCAGAGUUUGAAAAUAAGUAUUGUUAAGAGAACAGAGAUGCAAAUACUAUUAAUGUGCCAAAUGUUUGUGUCAGAAGUAAAACAAAAAGAAGUCGAAGUUGCCAUUCUAUGACUGAUGGAAUUAUUUACUAUAUUAUACUCUUCAACAACUUUUAAGCAGUUAUUUAAAGUAAUAAAUUGAAUAAACACCUUAUGGUACAUAGGACUGCAUUGUUACCUGUUAUAAGUAUUAUUAUUAUUAUUAUUAUAUUAUUGUAGUUAUCACUACUAUGUUAUUACUAUUAUCAUUAUAAAUUCAUCAUGUUUAAAUCUCUUUUUUUACAAGAAGCAAAUUCUCUGUGUCAAUAAAUUAAUAAAAUAAAAGAUGUGUUUGCUUGCAUUUUUUAACUGAAAAGCUCUAUCAAACUGCUUAAAAGAUGAUGCAGAGUAAACACUGCCAGUAAAAUAACUACAACAAAGUAUAUAAAAUUUUUCAACCAAAUGCAACUGAAAAAUGAAUUUAAACUACAGUUGAUUUUUCAACCUUGUUUAGUUUUGAACAUUGGUCCUUUAUUAUAAACAACAUGGUAACUUUUAUAAGCACGUAAGCUUUGUGUUAAUUUCUGUAUAUCAUUCCAAAAUGUGGUACAUUUCUUUUCAUAUUAAUACUUUUUACUUUACUUACAUACUUCAACUUAUAAAAACAAAUAGAUACAUUAUAAUUCAAUGAACACUGCAAAUUAAUAUAAUUCAUUGUUUGAUAUGGUGCAAACUUCUAUAUUUAAUGAAGGGACCAUAUGUAUUCCAAUUUCAUACCUACAGUUAUUUUGCUGUGGGCAAGCUUUUAUACAAAUGUUAUGUUAUUAAUUAUUUGUUGAGUUACUAAAUUCUCGAAUUAGAACUAUUCAUUCUCCCGAAUACAAGACGAUGUUUGUAUGUAUACAUUACAGCAAUACGAAAAAAGAAAAACGUAAGAUUUGGCAACAGAAGAGUUUAAGUUCCUAUAAUUUUAUGUAUAACAAAUGAAAAAAUUGUAGGUAGUUAGUGUCGUUCAUAUUCCGUAUUUAUUAUAAACCGCUAUAAUUAAUAAACAUUAUGUAAUAUGUAAGUUAAGCUAAAUGCAAUAUAUCUUAUGUUAAUGAAAAUAUUAUUGCUGCUUGCAUUUUUCAACCUCACAGUAGAGCACAGUUUUAAUGGCCUCCUUUGUCAGGUAAAACCGACACAAGCUUUAACAUUUGUUCAAAUUAUAUGUUUUUUAUAUAUAAAAUUAAUAGAAAUAGUUGUUGUCAAAAAUAAACUAGAAAUUGUACUGAUUAUUUAUGUUUUCUUUCAGGAAACUAGUACGUCCCAUCAAAAUACAUAAGGUAGCCAUGGUCCACUUAUAAAGUCGACGAAAUUUCUAAUCUAGCCACAUUGUACAGGUCGGCAUCGUUUCUGUUUUAUAGUUAUUCAAAAAAUAUAUCAAAAGUUUUGUCUUGUAUCCGGGUGAAUUAUUGUCUCUUAAAAUUUUUAAAUAACGUCUUUAUAUCUUUGGUUCAUAUUUUUGCAGACAUUUAUGUUCGGCUAAAAUUUUCAAGUACCGUACAAUAAUUUACGAAUUUACAGAUUUACUAAAAAAAUUAUUUUUACAUAACAGCAAAAAAUAUAUUAAAUAGAUCUAUUCGAUGUAUAGGUACCACUACAGCUAAACAAAAAAGAUAAUAAUAGUAUUAUAUGAUAACAUUUUAUGAAAAUCAUAUUAAAUUGUACUUUUUGUUUAGGUUUAUACUUAGGUAACAAUGAUAAGAUUAUGGUUGAUUAGUUCAAGCUUUAACAUAUUUAUGUCUGCAUACAUAUUUAUUAGGAAAAGACUGAUUUGCAGAAUAUUUUUCAACUUUCAUUUGGAGAAUCUUACAGAAUGU
Molecule: messenger RNA, 3557 nt
Organism: Megachile rotundata (alfalfa leafcutting bee)
Lineage: Eukaryota; Metazoa; Arthropoda; Insecta; Hymenoptera; Megachilidae
Product: BTB/POZ domain-containing adapter for CUL3-mediated RhoA degradation protein 3
Biological process (GO): protein homooligomerization
Molecular function (GO): protein binding
Source: RefSeq, a predicted model, not a curated record